CCGUCGGUCGUUCCUUCGUCUGUCAUUACCGCCUCCGUCGGUCGUUCCUUCCGCUGUCAUUGCCGCCAUCGACGGCCGCCGCCUUCGGCUCGCGAAGGCCGGCUAGCAAAGCUGCACGGCCAGCAACGCCAUUGAGCUUGAGUCCGCGUCGUCUCAGUCAGUCGGCGGCAUGUCGAAGCGGCCGGGCGCGACCAAGAAGAGGCUGAAGCGCGGCCUCUGGUCGCCCGAGGAGGACGAGAAGCUCAUGAACCACGUUGCCCAGUACGGCUACGGCUGCUGGAGCUCUGUCGCCAAGAUUGCAGGCCUUGAGAGGUGCGGGAAGAGCUGCAGGCUGAGGUGGAUGCACUACCUGACGCCGGACCGAGGGGGCCCCUUCUCGCAGGGGGAGGAGGACCUCAUCAUCCACCUCCACUCCAUCCGCGGCAACAAGUGGUCUCAGAUCGCCGCGCAGCUGCCCGGGCGCACCGACAACGAGGUCAAGAACUUCUGGAACUCCAUCAUCAAGAAGAAGCUCCGCCAGCGCCGCAUCGACCCUGCCAUCCACAAGCCGCUCGCUCACGCCGGCGCUGCCGCUGCCGCCACGCCCGUCAGCCGCACCGCCGUAUUCAGCGAGGCCGAGCUGAUACUGUCGUCGCCCGUGGGGACGCAGCCCAUGCCGCCGCUGGUGUCGGCGGAGAGCUACGUGUACAGCCGGGGCAGCAUGGACGGCGCUGGCGGUGCGCACGCCGCGUUGGGCGGGUGCAGCGACGACGGCUCCCUGUCGUCGCUGUCGGGGUACAACAACAACCAGACGGCGGACUUCGCCGGGUACCUGGACGCGGACGCGCUGCACGGCGCGGUGAUCCCGUCGGUGUGGAGCUCCAGCACGCUGAACUGGAUGGCGGGCGUGAGCCCGGGCGGCGCGGUCAACACCAACGCCACCACGCACGAGCCGUGCUGCAACAACAACAACCCGAGCAACAGGGGCAGCGGGUUCGAGUCGUCAAUGACGCAGAGCAGCAGCAACCACCACCUGCCAGAUCAAUGAGGACAGGCAUCAAGCAUGACACCGUCUUAAAGCGAGAAGAACCUAGGACCACCUUCUUUAUUAGGUAGAUCGGCAGGCCCUCACGCGGCCACCGCUGGCUCCUGAUCUGUAAACCGGAGAUCUCAGCCGGUACCAACGUUUUUAAUUUCGGAAACAAACUAAUUUCGGACCUCA
Molecule: messenger RNA, 1201 nt
Organism: Triticum aestivum (bread wheat)
Lineage: Eukaryota; Viridiplantae; Streptophyta; Magnoliopsida; Poales; Poaceae
Product: myb-related protein Hv33
Exons: 2
Coding region: 170-1027 (285 amino acids)
Source: RefSeq, a predicted model, not a curated record